Molecule: messenger RNA, 579 nt
Organism: Linum tenue
Lineage: Eukaryota; Viridiplantae; Streptophyta; Magnoliopsida; Malpighiales; Linaceae
Source: the annotation of a GenBank genome assembly
UAUGCGUUCCCAGCUGAACUAUCUCGAUCUCGAGAUUGAGUGCCUUGAGUUGGAGAUGCAGAGGGAUAGAAAGGGCAGACUUAUUGAUCACAAAAUUGCUACACUCCAUGCUCUGUAUGCCGAAAUUGGUUUCCCAAGGGUGGGUGUUAUCCAGUCGAACAUAAAAAACCUGGAAGAUAAAAUUGCCAAGGCUAAGGAGUGGGCAGAAGAGGGGGAGAGGAAUCAGGCUGAUGUCGAUCGUACAGCAGAGUAUGUACGUUCGAUGAAUGAGACCUUGGGGGAGCUUAACCGAGCCUUGUUAACUGAUUUUUCAGGACGGAUCUCUUUGACCUUGCAGGAAACUUCAGUGAAACAGCUCCUACGUCGUGUUGGUUUUGAUUGUAUAGUUGAGUAACACAUUAGCUUUGGUUACCUGAAAUUUCCUGUUUAGUAACACAUUAGAUUUGUAGAGAUGAGGUAUAGAGGAAUCGGGCAGAAGAGUAUAUAGGUUCGAUGAAUGAGACCUUGCUGAUUGGGGACCAUCCCAACAAGAUGCAGGAGCUACCAGUUCUCUCUCUACAAUGUAUGGUGUUUAGUUGU